AUGGGAGUCCGGACUGGACUAAGCUUGCUAUUUGCACUACUAAGACAAAGUUGGAUGAUGCCUGCUUCAGGACCUGGCCUCAGUCUUUGCAAUGAUGUCAUUCAUACUGCAAUAGAAGUUGUGAGCUCUUUGCCACCCUUAUCUCUAGCAAAUGAAAGUAAAAUUCCACCAAUGGGACUUGACUGUUUAUCACAAGUAACGACAUUUCUUAAAGGAGUAACUAUUCCUAACUCUGGGGCAGAUACUUUAGGUCGUAGGCUAGCAUCUGAGUUGCUUCUUGGUUUAGCUGCCCAGCGUGGUUCUCUGAGAUACCUUCUUGAAUGGAUAGAGAUGGCUCUAGGAGCGUCAGCAGUAGUAAAUGCAAUGGAGAAAAACAAAAUGGUGCAAAGUCAAGAAGGAAUGAUCAGUUUUGACUGUUUUAUGAAUAUAUUAACACAGAUGCGGAGAUCCUUGGGAUCAUCUGCUGAUCGAAGUCAGUGGAGGGAACCAACUAGAACACCUGAUGGUUUAUGCUCUCUUUAUGAGGCAGCUUUGUGUUUGUUUGAGGAGGUUUGUCGAAUGGCAUCGGACUAUUCUAGAACAUGUGCCAGCCCUGACAGUAUACAAACUGGUGAUGCUCCCAUUGUUUCUGAGACUUGUGAAGUAUAUGUUUGGGGUAGUAACAGCAGCCACCAGCUGGUAGAAGGAACACAAGAGAAAAUACUUCAGCCCAAACUAGCACCAAGUUUUUCUGAUGCACAAACUAUUGAAGCGGACAAUAUUGUACUUUUGUCAUUUCACGGAUGUUCUGUCGAGCCUGUGGUAGUUGUAUGCGUGUCAGCUGGAUACAGACACAGUGCUGCUGUUACAGAAGAUGGAGAGUUGUAUACUUGGGGUGAAGGAGACUUUGGAAGACUAG
Molecule: messenger RNA, 898 nt
Organism: Chelonoidis abingdonii (Abingdon island giant tortoise)
Lineage: Eukaryota; Metazoa; Chordata; Testudines; Testudinidae
Source: RefSeq, a predicted model, not a curated record